This is a messenger RNA of Drosophila montana, 2582 nucleotides long. RefSeq names its product platelet binding protein GspB-like. The record is from RefSeq and is a predicted model, not a curated record. The coding region runs from base 294 to 2582 and encodes 762 amino acids. Lineage: Eukaryota; Metazoa; Arthropoda; Insecta; Diptera; Drosophilidae. The transcript has 3 exons.
GCUGGAUAUUGCUGCUUUUGACAAACGGUCACUCUUGUCAGUGUUAGGAGUUGCACAUGUUUCGCAUUUUUUGCAUAUAAAAGUUUAAAUUAAUUAAAAGUUCGGCUAAUUAUUAGCACUUAAUAAGUGAGAGUAAUAAAUUGAUAUAAUCCAAGUGUAUAAUACCUAGUUCGCGUUUCAUUUGAAUCUUGUAUGCAGCCGGAAAUGUGCUUCGAAAAUAAAUUGUAAUGUAGAUUUGUAAUUUACGACAAUUCGCUGCGUAAUUGGAUACACCAGACUAUGCUUUAAUUGAAAUGGAAGAAGCGGAAAAGCAUUGUUUUAAAACACCAGCAAUGGCUAACGCUAGGCAGAACCAAGCAAAAAAUAACAAGAUGCCGAUGUCUUCCUCGCAAUCGCCGUCGCACAAUGCGGGACCAUCGCCCAAACGUAUUAUCAAUAAAAUACCAUUGGAUUUUAACAAAUUAAAGCAGGUUGGCUUGCAUGUGAAACUGGCAGAGGCAUUGAGUAAACAAAAUAUGAAUGCAAGCAAAAAUAUUGCAUCAGCAACAACUGCUUCGACACCAGCAUCUGCCGCCUCCUCUGCAGCAGCGCAGCCAAAUGCGGCAACGCCUGCAAUGCAUACACAAAAGCAGCAGCAACGCGAGCAGCAGACUGCUUCAAAGUCUGCCAGGAAUAAUAGCCCAACGACCACGUCUGAGCCAUCGUCGCAUAUUAAAGCGCUCAUUAAAAACAAAAUAAUGAACAAAUCCGCACAAUCCCAAGUACAACAACAGCCAAUAGACACGGCAACAACAGCGUCCAGCACCGAGAUUAGUGGAGCCCGCUCUGGAGCAUCAGGGGGUUUUACUAUGCCCAUAGCGAAAGCCGACUUGACGGCGCGUGCCAAGCCGGCUCUGUUGCUCAAUCUGGUGAAUCAGUUGCCCAAGCAGCGAGCAACGUGUGGAAGCAUCAAACCACAGCAGCAAAAGAGGCAGCAGGAGUCAACACCGCCAAGAUCAACAACAGCCACGCCAAGCGCAGGAGCAUCACCAGUACGAGCACGAGCACAAGCACCUCCACCGCCAGCAGCAGCAUCUGCAGCGGCAGCUGCACCAUUAGCGAAAUCUCCGCCGCCGCUGAUUGUUCUGGAGAACAAGGUGUUGGCCCCCAAUGAGAAGAUCGAUUUGAGAGCUCUGCGGCUGCCGAACGGCCAAUCCGCCGCAGUGCCACCCUCUGCGGUAACCAUUGUGCCCACUACGCCCAAUGAGCUCAGAAAUGCAGACAAUUUAAAAGCCGCAGAUAAGGAGCCCACUGAAAAAGCCAAAGAUAUUUUGGGAAAAUUACAGGGGGGGACUAGUGCAGCAAACGCACCGGUCAAAAAAAUGAUACUGAAUGUCAACAAGCUGAAAGUGCCGCGUGAGGAGCUUGCUCAGUUGGCCAAGGAGGUGCGAAAACAAGCAAUGCAGCAUGUGCAUCAACAGAAGCAGCCAAGCGCUGACAUUCCAGCCACAAUUGGCACUGGGCCAGUUUCCAGCCUUAUCACAACUCCAUCAGCAGCCAUAAAAACAAAGAUUUGCAAUUCAUCGAUAACUCCAGUCGCCUCCACCUCUACCUCUUCGGCGACAACAAUCCCGCCUACAUCAUUGAUAACUCCAGUCGUAGAAACUUCCCCAAAUCCGAAGGUGGCAUCAGCUGACGAAGCAGGCAAUAACCACGUGUCGUCGACCGCAACCACAUCUAUAGGAAAGCCCACAUCAUCAUCUGUGCUAGUUAAAUCAGAGCCGGAAAGCGAUGAACUGUCCGCUGUGGAUUUCAUAGAACAGUUGACUGCCAAAAAAGAUGCCGAUUUAGAUAACUAUUUGGAGCUGUCCGCCGAGGAGCUGAGCAUGAAUGCCAAGUUUGGUAGUAGCCACAGCUCAAAGCCACCUGCAGUUACUGUUAGACCAGAGGACGACCUGCCCAUAGGCAAGAUAUUGCAAAUGCAGGAUAUGGAUAUAUUGCAUGCCACAUUGAAUGUGAAUGGCAAUAAGCCGAAUGUCUUGUGUAUUAGUCCCAAUGCCAUCAAGUUGCAAAGCAGCGCACGCCCUGAAGAGAAUGAAGGUCCACCUGUCGAUGAUAAGGAUGAAGAAAAUCCAAGCAUAUCCAAGUUCCAACCGCUAAAGGUAACAGCUCCCAAACAUGUGUAUACCAAUACAAAGAAAAAGACUCCUUUGACAAAGCUCCCAAGUUUGGUAGAGACAUCACCCAACCAGGAUGAGACGCCCGAAAAGCAAAUGACUAAAGCGCCCGUCCGUGCGGCUGAAGCGGAGUGCGCGAAGGAGAAACCCCAACCCGUUAAGACAGUGCCUUACAAGCCCAAAAAGGGCAAAGUCAAUUUGGUGCAACGCAACAAGAAAACAAGUGCUCCGAAGCUGAAUGAGACGACCACAGCUAAAAAGGUUGCCGAAGAACCAUUCCAAGUAUCUGACACGGAAAUCGAAUCCGACAUUUCUGAAGCGACGAGGGAAACUGCGGCUGCCAGAGAAACCACUACGAAAGCAGUGAUAAAUCCAGCGAGUGAAGAUCUUGAUGCAACUAAAAAGAUCGAGAAAAACAAAGUGUGA